AUGGAAAAUAUUUUAAAUAACAAAGUUAAAGCUAUUAAGGAUGACAGUUUAUUUGAAAAUUUGAAAGAAUCAAUUAAAAAAAACAAUAUUCAUAUACUAUAUAAAACGUAUUUAGUAUCAUUUUUAGAAAAAAUAGAAGGUACAGAUAAUACCUAUCAUGUUAUUUGUAAGUAUAAUAAUUCUGAACUAGUAAAUUUUUUUUAUAUAACAUUACUUGUUGAUAAAUAUGAAUUUAUCUCUGAGAUUAUUGAAGACGAAAUUGAAAAAAUAAAAGUUGAAAAAAUUAUAGAAAGGGUGGGAAUAAGUAAAAUAAGUUAUGCAGAAGAUUUAAAAAAGUUAAAUAAUGUAAUUAAGGAAAAUGUAGGUAAUUGCCAAAAAUGUCUAAUGAUUUAUUAUCUUUCACAAAAGAAAUUACUAGAAAUGUUUUCUGUUCGUUUAAAAAAGGAUGAAAUUAUAAAUUUUAUUAAAAAAGAAAUUUUUAAAUAUAACUUUUAUCGAAUAUUAAAUAAAUUUAUUUCUCCUAUUAGUUACGAUAAUAUAAAUUUAGUUAUAUUAGAACUUUUAUUAAAUGGAACAAGAAUAUUUCAAACAUAUUUUAAUUUUGUGUUAGAUAAAAAUAAAAUAAAUAAAAUUAAUCUUAAGCAUUUUAUAGAAGAAUUUUUAUAUUUAGAUAAUGAAAAUAUAUAUGAUAUCAUAAAAAAAUAUGCAGAUUAUGAAUCUCUGCUAUUUUUAUGUAAUCUUUUGUUUAAUGAAUUUAAAGAAAUAAAAAAUGUAUUAAUAAAUAUCAGAGAUGAAAAGGAGCAUGAAAUUUGCAUAAAUGAAAAUUUAAAUGAACGAGCAACCGAAAAAAACACAAACUUAGAAAAUUAUGACAAUGAAUCAUUAAAGAAUAAGUCUCUAAAUAACAAUAAUUUAAAUAUAGAUAUACUUCAUUAUAUUUACACGCAUAUAUUUCUUCUUUUAAAACAUAAAUAUGUUGAAAAUGCUGUAAAAAUUGUUCUAGAAGAGAAAAUCGUUCUUUACUCUUUGAUGUUUAAUUCACUAAGAUAUUCAGAAAAUUUUAUUCAAUUAGUAAUAUUUAAAAUUAUUAAUUAUUAUUUUAUAAAUGAUGAUAGUUUUUUAAAUGAAUCAAAAAAAAAAUUAAUAUCAUCAUUGUUUGCAUACUGGAUUAAAUUAUUAGAUUCUUGUGCCAUUAAAAUGCUUGAUAGAAGUUUAUCCACAGGAAAAAGUAAUUCAAAUAUAAGCGAACCCGAAAUUUCCUUUUUAAAAAACAAUUUUGUUGAUUACGAUAUAUUUAAGUAUAUGCAAAGUUUAAUUAGUGGAAUUUAUUUAUUAUCAUUAAUUAAAAAAAAAAGAAAAGAUGAACAAAAUUUGUUAAUGGAAAAAUACAAUAUGGAUUUCUUUUUAAAUGAAUAUAAUAUAGAAAAUAUGUCUUUAAAAAAUUUUUUUAUUAAUGAUAAUUAUAUAUAUUUUAUAGGUUUUAUAUUUUCAGAAAGUAAAGAAACAAUUAAUAAUUUAUUUAAUCUAAUUUUUAAGCUUUUGUACUUUGUGAAAAACUUAAAAUUUUAUAUUCCUAAAGAUUUAGAUCAAAAAAAUAAAAAUUUUGAAGUUACAUUGAUAUUUUCAUGUAUAAAUAUUAUGUAUAAUAUUCUUGAUGGAACUAAAAAAUCAUUUAUAAAUUCUUUUGAGAUUGAUGAAUAUACAAAUAUUUUAUAUCAAAAGGAUUUAAAAAAAAAAAAAAUGACUUUUGAUAAUAUUGCUUUGUAUGCAAUUUCUUCAUUUCUUAAUAACGGAGAUUAUUAUAUUCGUUUAUAUGCAACAAAGGUUUUAGUAACACUUUUUUCUGAUGUAAAUAUUCGGGAUUCAAUAGAAAAAGAAUUUUUUUUUGAAAUAUUUGAUUCUUUAAUGAAUAUAGAUUUUGAUCAUGAUAAAAUCAAAAAGAAUGAAGAAAGAAAAAAUAUAAAUAACUUGUUAUUACUUCUAUUUAAAGCAAAUAUAAAAGAUAAUAAAUCUUCAAAUAAAUUAACAAAUAUAAUUUUUAGUGAAAAACAAAAAAUAUUUAUUAAAUACAUAGCACGCAUUUGUAAUGACGAUUUUUAUUUAUUAGAACUGAAAAAUAUGUUCGAAUAUUUUUUUGUUUUAUUUGUAAAAAUAAUUAAUAUUAUUAUAAAAAGAGCUCUUUCGGGGUUAUCUAUAGAAAAUUAUAAGAAUUUCUUUAUGAAUAUUUACGAUAUUAUAGAAUUUUUUUUGUGUGAAUUAAGAAAAGAAAAAAAUAAGAAAUUGAGAUUGUUUUUUUUUUCAUCAGCUAUAUAUUUAUGUAAUCUAAUAUCAAAUAGUAUAUAUAAAGAAAAAAUAUGUUCAUCAAUUCCAUUUCUUAUGAUUGUUUUGGAUUUAAUUAAGACUAUUGAAAGUAAUUUAUCAUUUAUGUUUGAUGAUUUAAUUAAAUUUAAUAAUGUCAUUGAAGAAAUUAAUGAAGAAGAAUUGUAUUACAGUAGUGAUAAUGAUACAAAAAGUACAAAAGACUUGCAUAUUUUGUAUUUUUACGAUGAUAUUUACAAUGAGGAUAUUCAAGAUAAUAAAAAUGACAAUAAUUUUUUUUUUUUGAAUGAUAUUAAUUGUGAUAAUAACAGCGAAAAUACCCAAAUAUUUCAUUUAAGCAAACUGAAUAAAUAUAAAAAGUAUAUGAGUAAAUCAAUAAUACAAAAUAAAGAAAAUGAAAAAAAUAUUUAUAAUUACAUUAAUAUAUUUUUUUUUUUAUGUGUUAGUAAUACCAAUGAGACAACAAAAAAAAAUAUUGUUAAGUCUUUCGAUAUGAUAAUUAGAUAUAUUAUUAAGGAUGAAUAUAAAAUAAAUAGAGUAAAAAAAAAAAGUCUCAUUUUUUCUUUGCCUAUUGUUAUUGUAAUGGAUAAAAAUAAUGAAAAAAAAAGAUAUAAUAUAAUUAUUGACAAAUAUGAUUAUAUAUUAAAAACUUACGUAGUUGAUUUUUUUAAAUCAAAAAAAUUUUUACCUUGUUUCUUAAUAUCAGUUUUUUGUUUUACUAAUACAAUAAUUUUAUUUUUAAAAAGAAAAAAUUUUAUAGAAAAUAAUUUGAACAAAAAAAUAGAUAUAUUAGAUUCUUUUAUGCUAAUAAAUUCCAAAACGUGGUUUUACUUAAAUAUCGUAAUAGAAUGCUUGAGUAAAUAUCUAAAUAAAAAUUUCUUUGAUUAUUUUUUAUUACUUGUUAUUAAUUUAAUAAUAGACAAUAUAUGGAAAAUAAUUAUAUAUAUUUUUUAUAAUGUAGAAAUAAAUACAUUUUCAUUGAAAAUAAAGACGAAUAACACAACUAUUUUUUUAAGGGAUUCAAUUUUAUUAUUUUUAAAUUUCUAUUCAACAUGGAUUUCUUUUGCAAAAAAUAUCUCAUCUAAAAAAGACACUUCGUUAUCUAAUCAUAUUUUACCAGAAUUAUUCUAUAAAAAAUUUCCUUUUUUAUCCUCACAAAUAAUAAACUUUUUUAAUUUUAUUGAAUGCAAUUUUUCUUAUAUUAGUCAGAAUGAAACUAAUAUGACAUUGCUGAUAAAACAAAAAGAAAUUAUGAAUAACAUUUUAGAUUCUUUGAUAUAUUUAAUAAAAUCAAAGGAUUCUAAAGGAUAUGAAGAUGAAUUAAAUAAGUUAAUUUUAUUCAAGUUAAAAUUAAAGAAAUUAGUAAUUCCAAAAAAUAUACUUGAUCUUUCUACUUCAUUGGAAUAUGAAAAUAUUUUUAAUAAAAUGAAAAAAGUUAAAAUUAAUAGUGAAAAAAUAGACGAUAUAAGAAAAGAUGGGUAUAAGAAGAAUAACUAUAAAAAUGAUAAUGCAAUUAUUACAGAAAAAGAAGAUAUAUUAAAACAACAAAAAAAACAUAUUGUAAUAUAUGAAGAGAAAGUGGAAUUAGAGAAAGAAAAUAAUAAAAUGAAACCAUGUAAAUCAAGUCUUACUAUUCCUGCUUACAAGAGAAAAAAAGAUUAUAAUUCAAAAUCAUUAUCUCGAGAUAGAAUCGGAAAUAAUAAAAUUGUAGUUAUAAGUGAUAAUAUGAAAAAAUUUGUAAAAUCUAUAUCAAGAUCUGUUUCUAAAUCCAGAUCCCCUUCUAUAUAUUUAUCUGCAAGAGAGAAUAGAUGCAAAGAAAAUAGAGAAGAAAAAAAGAAUAGCACAAAAUAUUGCAACAUAAAUCAUGAAUUUAAAAAAGAAAUAGCAUUACAAAAGGCUAAGAAAAUUAUAGAAAAAAAUGCUGCAUUAAAAUCUCAGAAAAGAGCAAUAGUAUUAAAUGAAAAAAAAUUAGAAAAAAACAAGCAUCAGUAUUAUAAAGAAAUGAAAGAAAAAAGAAUUGAAGUAGAAAAUAGUAUUAACAAAUACUUUAUAAUGUUGCAAGAAUUUUUAGAGUGGGACUUCUUUAAUUUAGAAAAAAUUGAAAAAUACAAAAAUUGUAUUAAUAAGGAAAUUCCUAUGCGUUUUAAGAACGAAGAAGAAUACCAUAAGUUUUUUAGACCAAUGGCUCUUGAAGAAUGCCGAUGUUGCAUCUUAAACAAAAUGUGUGGAGACACUUAUAGAUUUGUUAUAAAUAUUGUAGGAAAACAAAAAACAUCUUACUGGAUUAUAUGGCAUAUUACUUCUUCUGUAGAAAAUAAAACUAAUUUAGAUAUUUUAAAGCCAAUGGACUUAAUAGCAUUGAUUCCUUUUGAAACAGAAAAUAUAAAUGAUGACAAAGGAACAAUAAAAUAUGAAGAUUUAAAACAAAUUUUGAAAUUAAACAAGCAUCUGCUUGGUUUAAUAGAUAUUUCAUCUAAUAAAUUAGAAAAUAUUUAUGACAUUAAGUUAAUAAAUGAAGAUAUGUUUCCAUCUAAACAAAAAAAUGAAAAAAAUAGAUUAAAAUUAAAUUUCCUUUCUUGCAGUAAAUUUCAUGUAUACCUUAUAUGCAAUUUAAUGACAUAUAUUAGAGAAUUUCAAAGUGUUUAUAUGACUAAAUGCUCCCCAUUGUAUAAUUUGAUUUUAAAUCCUAAUGUAUCUAGUGUUAAGGAAAAUAAAUUAUAUCAUAAUGUUAAUUUAAAUUAUAAUAAUGUAAAUGAAAAUAAUAACAAAAUAAAAGUAAAUAAAGGGAAUUUAUCAAAUUAUGAAAAUUUAAUAUUAAAAACUAUGAAAAAUUAUAAUUUAUUAAAUGAGUCCCAAAUUGAAGCUGUUAAAUUAGUUUUUUUAAAUAAAAAUAGUAUAUCUCUUAUACAAGGACCUCCAGGCACAGGUAAAACAAAAACAGUUAUUGGAAUUGUAUCUGCUUUAUAUGCCCUAAUUAAGAAUAUUCAUAAAAAUGAAAAAGAAAAUGAUUUUUCUUUUAGUGAGCAAAAUGCAAACUCUAAAAAAAUUUUGGUUUGUUCACCAUCCAACUCCGCUAUAGAUGAAAUUGCUAAAAGAAUUUUGAAUGAAGGAUUAAUAAAUUUUAUUGGCUUAAAAAAAGAAACAAAAAAUGGAAAUAACUGUGGAAAUACCAAUAAGAAUUUUCUAGAUAAUACAAAUAUAAAUAACACAAAUUAUAAAAAAAAUAAUAAAUUAGAUGAAAAAAAUAAAGACAUAGAUAAUGAAUUUAGCAGGUUCAAAAAACAAACUAUUACUCCUAAAUGUAUACGUAUAGGAAUAUCACAAAAAACAAAUGAAGAAAUACAACAUAUUUCAUUAGAUUACAUAUUUAAUAAAAGAAAAAAGUUGGAACAAAAUAUAUAUGAUACUCAUUUUAACAAUAAAAAAAAAAAAUUAUCUUUUACUAUCAAAGCAAUAGAUCAUGCAUGCCGAAAAAUCAAUGAAAUAAGGAGUAAUUUGAAUAUUAAUAAUACUAAAAAAUAUUGUUCUGAUAAUAGUGAAACUAACGAAAAGGCAAUAGAUGAGAAAAUUGAAAGUAUAAAAAAUUUUUUUUCUGAAGAAGUAAUAAAUAAUGUAGAUAAAAAAUAUUUGGAAAAUCUAUUAUAUUUAUUUAAUGAAUCAUUUUCACAUUAUGAAUGGAGCAUAGAAAAAUUAAAUUUAGAAAAAAAAAAUUUUGAAGAAAAAAAAAAAAAAUUGUUAGAAACAGAUAAUGAGAUAGGUUCUUUUUACACCAAUGCUAAUAAAGAUUUCAUGAUUUCGGAAAGCGAAGUCAUAUUUAGUACUUUAUCAGGAAGUGCUUCUCCAUUAAUUGAAAAUCUAGAAUUUGAAUAUUUAGUUAUAGAUGAGGCAUGCCAAUGUGUUGAGCUAAGCUGUUUAAUACCAUUUAGAUUAAAAAUUAAAAGCAUUAUUAUGGUAGGGGAUCCCAAGCAAUUACCUUCUACAACGUUUUCAGCAGAUUGUAGAAAGUAUGGGUAUAGCAGAUCAUUAUUUGAAAGAUUAUUAUUAUGUAAAAUGCCUAGUGUUUUGCUUAAUAUUCAAUAUCGUAUGAGACCAGAAAUAUGCUAUUUUCCUAAUAAAUAUUUUUAUAAUGGAUCAAUUAAAAAUGAUGAAAACCUAACAAAUAAGCCUUUUUUUUAUUUUCAUUAUUUAAAUUUAUUUGGAUGUUAUAAAUUUAUUAAUAUUGAUGGAAUAGAAUCUAUAACUUAUAAUAAAUCCUACAUUAAUUAUGUUGAAGCUUAUUUUAUAUUUAAAUUAAUAUUAUAUUUACAAAAUUUUAUUGAAAAUAAAAAUAAAGAUAAGCUAGUAUCCAAUGUUUAUAAGUUACCAGUUGAUUUUAAUUUAAAGGAUAUAGGCAUUAUUUGCCCAUAUCAAUCUCAAGUCCAUCUUAUUAAAAAAAUGUUUGAAGGAGUUUUUCAGGAUAGUUGUUCUCCAGAAAUAUCAACUGUUGAUGCAUUUCAAGGAAGGGAAAAAAAUAUAAUAAUUUUUUCAUGUGUAAGAUCUAACCUUCAAUCUAUGGAAAUCUUCAAAAAUAUUGAUGAAUUAAAGGUAAAUAAAAAAAAUAAUUUUGAUACAUUAAAUUACAGAUUAAAUAAUAAUAAAUUAUCACCUUUAAAAAAUAAUAAUUAUACCAAUAAUAAUGAUUUUAAUGCUAUACAAAAAUUUGGAAAUAACAUUGGAUUCUUAAAAGAUGAAAGAAGAUUAAAUGUAGCUUUGACUAGAGCUAAAGACGCUUUAUGGAUAAUAGGAAAUAAAACGAAUUUAGAAAAAAAUGAAACAUGGAAUUCUUUAAUAAAAAAUACAAUUGAAAGAAAUUGUUAUUCAGAUUUAAAAUUGAAUUUUGAUAAAAGCACAACUGAAGAAAACAUAAAAGAAAAGAUUAAUGAUUUUUUCGUUCAUAUGGAUAAUGACUUAAAUAAAAUAAAUCAUAAAUGUGGGAACUAUGAAUAUAAUGAAAUACAUGGUUCUUCCAAUUCUACAUCUAUUAAAAAUGAACCAAAAAAAGCUAAUGGGAAAUUAUAUAAUGAAAGAAAAAAAUUAAGAAGAAAGACUAUUAAUGAAUACAAUUAUAAAUAUAGAAACAAUUCAAAUGUAUUUAUUCAACAUAAAAGUGAAUAUAACUUCAAUAAAACUAAUACUAUUAAUAAACAUUAUCUAAAUUGUAAUGCUAAGGAAAAUGAAAUAAGAGAAAAUGAAAAUACUGAAAAAAAAAAUAAAAGGAGUACUAACGAAGAAAUUUUACAUAGUGAAGAUUUCUUUAAAAAGAGAAAAUUAAAAUAA
Molecule: messenger RNA, 7635 nt
Organism: Plasmodium relictum
Lineage: Eukaryota; Apicomplexa; Aconoidasida; Haemosporida; Plasmodiidae
Product: conserved Plasmodium protein, unknown function
Exons: 4
Coding region: 1-7635 (2544 amino acids)
Molecular function (GO): helicase activity
Source: RefSeq, a predicted model, not a curated record